Lampris incognitus (smalleye Pacific opah) is the source of this 12895-nucleotide messenger RNA. RefSeq names its product transformation/transcription domain-associated protein (gene trrap). Lineage: Eukaryota; Metazoa; Chordata; Actinopteri; Lampriformes; Lampridae. Gene Ontology annotation, molecular function: protein binding; transcription coregulator activity. Gene Ontology annotation, cellular component: SAGA complex; NuA4 histone acetyltransferase complex; nucleus. The record is from RefSeq and is a predicted model, not a curated record. The transcript is spliced from 72 exons. Gene Ontology annotation, biological process: regulation of DNA-templated transcription; DNA repair. Bases 113 to 11647 code for a protein of 3844 amino acids.
GGGAAGGCGUUUCCGGUGUCCGGUGCUGGCAUCUAUGAAAUCACAUUGAGACCGGCGCAGACUGCUGUCUGCCCCCAUCCCCAUCGCAGCCCUGUCUCUCCCAGCUGGCACCAUGGCCUUUGUGCCCACACCCAGCCCCACCGUAGUGGACCAAACCACACUCAUGAAGAAGUACCUGCAAUUUGUGGCAGCACUCACAGACACCAACACACCUGAUGAGACUAAACUGAAGAUGAUGCAGGAGGUCAGCGAGAACUUUGAGAAUGUGACCUCUUCACCCCAAUACUCCACUUUCUUGGAACACAUCAUCCCUCGCUUCCUCACUUUCCUCCAAGAUGGAGAGGUGCAAUUCCUGCAGGAGAAACCAACACAGCAACUUAGAAAGCUGGUGCUAGAGAUCAUUCACCGCAUCCCGACAAAUGAGCACCUUCGGCCACACACCAAGAACAUCUUGUCUGUGAUGUUCCGCUUCCUAGAGAUUGAGAGCGAGGAGAAUGUGCUGAUAUGUCUCCGCAUCAUUAUUGAGCUGCACAAGCAGUUCCGUCCUCCGAUCUCUCAAGAGAUUCAUCACUUUCUGGACUUUGUGAAGCAGAUUUACAAAGACCUGCCAAAAGUUGUUGCGCGGUACUUUGAGAACCCCCAGGUGAUUGCUGAGAACACGGUGCCCUCCCCAGAAAUGGUGGGCAUGAUCACCUCUGUUCUGGUCAAGACGGCUCCAGAGAGGGAGGACAGUGAAACACGAACUCACACCAUCAUCCCACGGGGUUCGUUGUCUUUAAAGGUUCUGGCUGAACUACCCAUCAUAGUGGUUUUGAUGUACCAGCUUUACAAACUGAACAUUCACAAUGUGGUGUCGGAAUUCGUCCCGCUCAUCAUGAACACCAUCAUGCUCCAGGUCUCUCCACAGGCCAGGCAGCACAAGCUUUAUAACAAGGAGCUGUAUGCUGACUUCAUCGCUGCGCAGAUCAAGACCCUGUCCUUCCUGGCCUAUAUCAUCCGCAUUUAUCAGGACCUGGUGGGGAAGCACUCUCAGCAGAUGGUAAAGGGAAUGCUCCAGCUGCUGACCAACUGUCCCUCUGAGACUGCUCAUCUCCGUAAAGAGCUGCUCAUCGCAGCCAAGCACAUCCUCACUACUGACCUACGCAGUCAGUUCAUACCAUGCAUGGACAAACUUUUUGAUGAAUCCAUCCUGAUUGGUUCUGGCUACACUGCUCGGGAAACUCUGCGACCCCUUGCCUACAGCACAUUAGCAGACCUGGUGCACCAUGUGCGGCAGAACCUACCGCUGACAGACCUGUCGCUGGCUGUGCAGCUUUUCGCCAAGAACAUAGAUGAUGAGUCGCUGCCCAGCAACAUCCAGACAAUGUCCUGCAAGCUGCUGCUUAACCUGGUGGAUUGCAUCCGCUCCAAAUCAGAGCAGGAGAACGGCAAUGGCCGUGACAUUCUGAUGAGGAUGUUGGAGGUGUUUGUGUUAAAGUUCCACACCAUCGCACGCUACCAGCUUGUCACCAUCUUCAAAAAAUGUAAGCCCCAGUCAGAGAUGGGCGUUGUUGAUCCAGGGGCUUUACCUGGUGUCCCGGCCACUCCCACCCCCUCCACCACCCCUGCUCUCCCUCCCCCUGCUCCUCCCACACCUGUCACCUCCGCGCCUCCUGCCCCUGCCACCCCUUUCGACCGUCCUGGAGAGAAGGAGGACAAGCAGACGUUCCAGGUGUCGGACUGCCGCAGUUUGGUGAAGACUCUGGUGUGUGGGGUGAAGACCAUCACGUGGGGUAUCACCUCCUGCAAGGCCCCUGGAGAAGCUCAGUUCAUUCCCAAUAAACAGCUCCAGCCCAAAGAGACUCAGAUCUACAUCAAGCUGGUGAAGUAUGCCAUGCAGGCGUUGGACAUCUACCAGGUACAGGUUGCCAACAACCAGCAGACUUAUAUAAGGGUGGCCAACUGCCAGACGGUCCGGAUGAAAGAGGAGAAGGAGGUGCUGGAGCACUUUGCUGGCGUCUUCACUAUGAUGAACCCGCUCACCUUUAAAGAGAUCUUCCAGACCACCGUGCCCUACAUGGUGGAGAGGAUCUCCAAGAAUUAUGCACUACAGAUUGUGGCAAACUCCUUUUUGGCCAACCUGUCCACGUCAGCUCUGUUCGCCACCAUCCUGGUGGAGUACCUGCUAGAGAGACUGCCAGAGAUGGGCUCCAACGUGGAGCUCUCCAACCUCUACCUCAAGCUCUUCAAACUGGUCUUCGGCUCAGUGUCACUCUUUGCUGCUGAAAAUGAACAGAUGCUGAAGCCCCACCUCCAUAAAAUUGUCAACAGCUCCAUGGAGCUGGCCCAAUCAGCUAAGGAGCCCUACAACUACUUCCUGCUCCUCCGAGCGCUAUUCCGCUCCAUAGGUGGAGGAAGUCAUGACCUGCUCUACCAGGAGUUCCUGCCACUCUUACCAAACUUGCUACAAGGCUUGAACAUGCUGCAAAGUGGUCUCCACAAGCAGCACAUGAAGGACUUGUUUGUUGAGCUGUGUCUGACAGUGCCGGUCCGUCUGAGCUCUCUGCUGCCUUACCUGCCCAUGCUGAUGGACCCACUGGUGUCCGCUCUCAACGGCUCGCAGACCCUGGUCAGCCAGGGCCUCCGCACCCUAGAGCUGUGUGUGGACAACCUCCAACCUGACUUCCUCUACGACCACAUCCAGCCUGUCAGGGCUGAACUAAUGCAGGCCCUGUGGCGUACCCUGCGCAACCCAGCAGAGACCAUCUCCCACGUAGCUUACCGGGUACUGGGGAAGUUUGGCGGCAGUAACAGGAAGAUGCUGAAGGAGUCCCAGAGACUGCAGUAUGUCGUGACCGAGGUCCAAGGACCCAGUAUAAAGGCAGAGUUCACUGACUGCAAGGCAUCUAUUCAGCUACCCAUGGAGAAGGCGAUAGAAACAGCUCUGGACUGUCUGAAGAGUGCCAACACAGAGCCCUACUACAGGCGGCAGGCCUGGGAGGUCAUCAAGUGUUUCCUGGUAGCCAUGACAAGUCUGGACGACAACAAGCACGCUCUCUAUCAACUGCUUUCACACCCCAACUUCACAGAGAAGUGGAUCCCCAAUGUGAUCAUAUCUCACCGUUACAAGGCGCAGGACACACCUGCUCGCAGGACUUUUGAGCAGGCACUGACAGGGGCGUUUAUGUCAGCGGUGAUAAAGGACCUGAGGCCCAGCGCACUGCCCUUUGUGGCCAGCCUCAUCCGACACUACACCAUGGUGGCGGUGGCCCAACAAUGUGGUCCUUUCCUGCUUCCUUGCUACCAGCCAGGCAGCCAGCCCAGCACCGCCAUGUUCCACAGUGAGGAGAAUGGCUCUAAGGGUAUGGACCCAUUGGUUCUGAUCGAUGCCAUAGCUAUCUGCAUGGCCUACGAGGAGAAGGAGCUGUGUAAGAUUGGAGAGGUGGCCCUGGCAGUAAUCUUUGAUGUGGCCAGCAUCAUCCUGGGCUCCAAGGAGAGGGCUUGCCAGCUGCCCCUGUUUUCCUACAUAGUGGAGCGUCUGUGUGCCUGCUGUUAUGAACAGGCAUGGUACGCCAAGCUGGGUGGCGUGGUCUCCAUCAAGUUCCUGAUGGAGAGGCUGCCCCUCAUCUGGGUGCUUCAGAAUCAGCUCACCUUUCUCAAAGCCUUGCUGUUUGUCAUGAUGGACCUCACAGGAGAGGUGUCCAAUGGAGCAGUGGCCAUGGCCAAGACAACUCUGGAGCAGCUGCUGGUGCGCUGUGCCACCCCCUUGAAGGACGAGGAGAAGACCGAAGAGUUGCUUGCUGCCCAGGAUAAGUCCUUCCACAUGGUCACACAUGACCUGGUUCGAGAGGUCACCUCCCCCAACUCUACUGUCAGAAAGCAGGCCAUGCACUCCCUGCAGGUCCUGGCUCAGGUCACCGGCAAGAGCGUCACCAUUAUCAUGGAGCCGCAUAAAGAGGUCUUGCAGGACAUGGUUCCCCCUAAGAAGCACCUGCUGCGCCACCAGCCUGCCAAUGCCCAGAUUGGCUUGAUGGAGGGCAAUACCUUCUGCACCACCCUGCAGCCCCGCCUCUUCACCAUGGACCUCAACGUCAUGGAGCAUAAAGUCUUUUACACUGAGCUGUUGAACCUGUGUGAAGCAGAGGAUGCUGCACUGAUGAAGCUGCCAUGCUAUAAGAGCCUUACCUCUCUGGUUCCCCUCCGCAUUGCCGCCCUCAAUGCCCUGGCAGCCUGUAACUACCUGCCCCAGUCCAGAGAGAAGAUCAUUGCUGCCCUGUUCAAAGCCCUCAACUCCACCAACAGUGAACUGCAGGAGGCCGGGGAGGCCUGCAUGAGGAAGUUCCUGGAGGGUGCCACCAUCGAGGUGGAUCAGAUCCACACUCAUAUGCGCCCCCUAUUGAUGAUGCUGGGUGACUACCGCAGCCUUACGCUCAACGUUGUGAAUCGCCUCACCUCUGUCACGCGACUCUUCCCCAACUCCUUCAAUGACAAGUUCUGCGACCAGAUGAUGCAACACCUGAGGAAGUGGAUGGAGGUGGUGGUAAUCACGCACAAGGGAGGGCAGCGCAGUGAUGGCAGUGAGAUGAAGAUCUGUUCAGCCAUUAUCAACCUGUUCCACCUGAUUCCAGCAGCACCCCAGACUCUGGUCAAACCUUUGCUGGAGGUGGUCAUGAAGACCGAGAGAGCCAUGCUCAUUGAGGCUGGCAGUCCAUUCAGGGAGCCUUUGAUCAAGUUCCUGACACGUCACCCAUCUCAGACGGUGGAGCUUUUCAUGAUGGAGGCCACUCUCAAUGACCCGCAGUGGAGCCGCAUGUUCAUGAGUUUCCUGAAGCACAAAGAUGCCAAGCCCUUAAGAGAUGUUCUGGCCUCCAACCCCAGCCGCUUUGUCCCCCUGCUGGUACCCGCUGGUACCGCAGCCACUGUUCGGCCCGGAUCACCCUCCACCAAUACUGCCAGACUGGACCUGCAGUUCCAGGCCAUCAAGAUCAUCAGCAUCAUAGUGAAGAAUGAUGAGGGCUGGCUGGCAGGGCAGCACUCCCUGGUGAGCCAGCUGAGACGGGUCUGGGUCAGUGAGGCCUUCCAGGAGAGACACAGAAAAGACAACAUGGCUGCCACCAACUGGAAGGAGCCCAAGCUGUUGGCCUACUGUCUGCUCAGCUACUGCAAGCGCAACUUCUCAGAGAUCGAGCUGCUGUUCCAGCUGCUGCGAGCCUUCACAGGUCGUUUCCUGUGCAACAUGACCUUCCUGAAGGAAUAUAUGGAGGAGGAGAUCCCCAGGACCUACUCCAUUACCCAUAAACGGGCCCUCUUCUUUCGUUUUGUGGAGUUUAAUGACCCGCACUUCAAUGAUGAGCUCAAAGCUAAGGUCCUGCAGCACAUCCUGAACCCAGCCUUCCUGUACAGCUUUGAGAAAGGCGAGGGGGAGCAGCUUCUCGGACCCCCCAACCCUGAAGGAGACAACCCUGAGAGCAUUACCAGUGUCUUCAUUACCAAGGUGCUGGACCCAGAGAAGCAGGCUGACCUGCUGGACUCUUUGCGGAUCUACUUGCUCCAGUUCUCCACCCUGCUGGUGGAGCAUGCGCCCCACCACAUCCACGACAACAACAAGUCACGCAACAGUAAGCUGCGACGCCUCAUGACCUUCGCCUGGCCCUGCCUGCUGCCCAAGGCGUGCGUGGACCCCGCCUGCAAGUACAGCGGCCAUCUGCUGCUGGCACACAUCAUCGCCAAGUUUGCCAUUCACAAGAAGAUUGUUCUGCAGGUGUUCCACAGCCUGCUAAAGGCCCACACCAUGGAGGCUCGGGCUAUUGUGCGCCAGGCCAUGGCCAUUCUGACCCCAGCCGUGCCUGCCCGGAUGGAGGAUGGUCACCAGAUGUUGACCCACUGGACCCGCAAAAUCAUUGUGGAGGAGGGGCACACCGUGCCGCAGCUGGUCCACAUACUGCACCUCAUAGUGCAACACUUCAGGGUGUACUACCCCGUUCGUCACCACCUGGUGCAGCACAUGAUCAGUGCCAUGCAGCGCCUGGGCUUCACCCCCAGUGUCACCAUUGAGCAGAGGAAGCUGGCCGUGGACCUGGCUGAGGUGGUCAUCAAGUGGGAACUGCAGAGAAUCAAAGAGCAGCAGCCGGAAUCGGAGACUGAUGCGGGAACCAGUGGUGAGGGGACCAGUGGGGCAUCUGGUGCUGUAAAAAGAGGCCUCUCUGUGGACGCUGCCACCGGGCCGGAUGUUAAGAGGUUCCGCACAGCUACUGGCGCCGCCACCACAGUGUUUGGCCGUAGCCAGUCCAUGCCUGGCACAGAGACGUUGCUCACCAAGCCGGUGGAGAAACAGCACACUGACACUGUGGUCAACUUCCUCAUCAGGAUUGCCUGCCAGGUGAAUGAUACCACCAAUGUAACGGGUUCACCAGGCGAGCUGUUGUCCCGCCGCUGUGUCAGUCUGAUGAAGACUGCCCUCAGACCUGACAUGUGGCCCCGAGCUGAACUCAAGCUGCAGUGGUUCGACAAGCUGCUCAUGACCGUGGAGCAGCCAGCCCAGGCCAACUUUUCCAACAUCUGCACUGGGCUGGAGAUUCUCUGUUUUCUGCUGACGGUGCUCCAGUCUCCAGCCAUACUGACUCACUUCAAGCCCCUCCAACGAGGCAUCGCCGCCUGCAUGACCUGCGGCAACACCAAAGUCCUGCGGGCUGUCCACUCCCUCCUCUCUCGCCUCAUGAGUAUCUUCCCCACAGAGCCCAGCACAUCAACUGUGGCAUCCAAGUAUGAGGAGCUGGAGUGUCUGUAUGCUGCAGUGGGCAAGGUCAUUUAUGAAGGACUCACCAACUAUGAAAAAGCCACCAGCAGCCCCAAUCCAACACAGCUCUUUGGAACACUGAUGAUCCUGAAGUCUGCCUGCAGCUACAAUGCCAGCUACAUCGACCGGCUCAUCUCCGUCUUCAUGCGCUCAUUACAGAAGAUGGUGAGAGAACACCUGAGCCCCCAGCAGACCAACCCUGGGGCCACUGAAACCAGCACAGUGACCAGUGAGCUUGUGAUGCUUAGCCUUGACCUGGUGAAGACCCGGCUGUCUGUCAUGAGCAUGGAGAUGAGGAAGAGUUUCAUCCAGGUCAUCCUCACCUCACUGAUAGAGAAGUCACCUGAUGCCAAGAUCCUCCGUGCCGUGGUCAAGAUUGUGGAGGAGUGGGUGAAGAACAACUCGCCCAUGGCAGCCAACCAGAUGCCCAACCUACGCGAGAAGUCCAUCCUGCUGGUGAAGAUGAUGACCUACAUCGAGAAGCGUUUCCCCGAUGACCUUGAGUUAAACGCCCAGUUUCUGGACCUCGUUAAUUACGUCUACAGGGACGAGAGUCUUUCAGGAAGUGACAUCACGUCCAAGCUGGAGCCCGCCUUUCUGUCAGGGCUGCGAUGCUCCCAGCCGCUGAUCAGGGCCAAGUUCUUUGAGGUGUUUGAUGCCUCUAUGAAGCGGCGCGUUUAUGAGAGGCUUCUCUACAUCUGCUGUUCCCAGAACUGGGAGGCCAUGGGCAGCCACUUCUGGAUCAAACAGUGUAUAGAGCUACUGCUGGCGGUGUGCGAGCGCAACACCUUCAUUGGAACCAGCUGCCAGGGUUCUAUGCUCCCGUCCAUCACCAAUGUCAUCAACCUGGCUGACAGCCACGACCGCGCCGCCUUCGCCAUGGCAACGCACAUCAAGCAGGAGCCACGGGAGAGGGAGAACAGCGAGACCAAGGAGGAGGAUGUGGAGAUAGACAUUGAAUUGGCACCAGGUGACCAGACGGCCAUUCCCAAGACUAAAGAGCAGGCUGAGAGAGACGCAGGAAACCAGCUGCACAUGCUGACCAACCGCCAUGACAAAUUCCUGGAUUCUCUGCGAGACGUCAAGACGGGGGCCCUCCUGAAUGCCCUAGUUCAGCUCUGCCACAUUUCCACCCCUCUGGCUGAGAGGACCUGGGUUCAGCUCUUCCCUCGUCUCUGGAAGAUUCUAUCUGACAGGCAGCAGCAUGCUCUUUCAGGGGAAAUGAGUCCGUUCCUGUGCAGUGGUAGUCACCAGGCCCAGAGAGACUGUCAGCCCAGUGCUCUGAACUGUUUUGUGGAGGCCAUGUCUCAGUGUGUUCCUCCUAUUCCCAUCCGGCCCUGCGUGCUCAAGUACUUGGGCAAGACCCACAACCUGUGGCUGCGCUCCACCCUGAUGCUGGAGCAGCAAGCCUUUGAGAAGGGGCUCAGCCUGCACAGCAAACCCAAGCAGAGCACCGAGUUCUACGAACAGGAGAGCAUCACGCCUCCUCAACAGGAGAUCCUGGACUCCCUGGCGGAGCUCUACUCUCUCCUUCAGGAGGAGGACAUGUGGGCUGGGCUUUGGCAGAAGAGGUCCAAGUUCCCAGAGACCGCCACAGCCAUCGCCUACGAACAGCACGGCUUCUUUGAACAGGCCCAGGAAAGCUAUGAGAAGGCCAUGGAGAAGGCCAGGAAAGAGCACGAGCGGAGCAACGUCUCUCCGGCUAUCUUCCCAGAGUACCAGCUCUGGGAGGACCACUGGAUACGCUGUUCUAAGGAGCUAAACCAGUGGGAGCCCCUGACGGAGUAUGGCCAGUCUAAAGGCCACUCCAACCCCUACCUGGUGCUGGAGUGUGCCUGGAGGGUUUCAAACUGGGCUGCCAUGAAGGAGGCUCUGGUCCAGGUGGAGCUGAGCUGUCCUAAGGAGAUGGCGUGGAAGGUGAACAUGCACCGUGGCUACUUGGCCAUUUGCCACCCUGAGGAGCAGCAGCUGAACUUCAUCGAGCGGCUGGUGGAGAUGGCCUCCAGCCUGGCCAUCCGCGAAUGGAGGAGGCUGCCGCACAUCGUCUCCCACGUGCACACGCCGCUGCUGCAGGCCGCCCAGCAAAUUAUUGAGCUGCAGGAGGCAGCGCAGAUCAACAUGGGACUCCAGCCGGCCAACCUGGGCCGGAGCACCAGCCUCCACGACAUGAAGACGGUGGUGAAGACCUGGAGGAACCGACUGCCUAUCGUGUCCGACGACCUGUCCCACUGGAGCAGCAUCUUCAUGUGGCGCCAGCACCACUACCAAGCAAUAGUGACGGCCUAUGAGACCAACACACAGCACGACCCCAACAACAACAACGCCAUGCUGGGAGUCCAUGCGUCAGCCUCUGCCAUUAUCCAAUAUGGCAAGAUAGGACGUAAACAGGGUUUGGUGAACGUGGCUUUGGACAUACUAAGUCGUAUCCACACCAUCCCUACCGUGCCCAUUGUGGACUGCUUCCAGAAGAUCCGACAGCAGGUCAAAUGUUACCUGCAGCUGGCCGGAGUCAUGGGCAAGAACGAGUGCAUGCAGGGACUGGAGGUGAUUGAGUCUACAAACCUGAAGUACUUCACCAAGGAAAUGACUGCUGAAUUUUACGCUCUCAAGGGAAUGUUCCUGGCUCAGAUUAACAAGUCAGAGGAGGCCAACAAAGCCUUCUCAGCAGCUGUGCAGAUGCAUGAUGUGCUGGUGAAGGCCUGGGCCAUGUGGGGCGACUACCUGGAGAACAUCUUUGUCAAAGACCGCCAGCUCCACCUGGGUGUGUCUGCCAUCACCUGUUACCUCCACGCCUGCCGCCACCAGAAUGAGAGCAAGUCCCGCAAGUACCUGGCCAAGGUGCUAUGGCUGCUGAGCUUUGAUGACAAGAACACGCUGGCAGACGCCGUGGACAAGUACUGCAUUGGAGUCCCACCCAUUCAGUGGUUGGCAUGGAUACCGCAACUGCUCACCUGUCUGGUGGGCUCCGAGGGCAAACCACUGCUCAACCUGAUAAGCCAGGUGGGACGAGUGUAUCCCCAGGCUGUCUACUUCCCCAUCCGCACCCUCUACCUGACGCUGAAAAUCGAGCAGAGAGAACGCUACAAGAGUGACUCAUCAGGCCAGCAGCAGCCCACCUCGGUGGGGGCCCAGCCUCACUCUGGGGCUUCGGAUCCAGGCCCCAUCCGGGCCACAGCCCCCAUGUGGCGCUGCAGCCGCAUCAUGCACAUGCAGAGAGAGCUACACCCUACCCUGCUCUCCUCCCUGGAGGGCAUUGUUGACCAGAUGGUCUGGUUCAGGGAGAACUGGCAUGAAGAGGUCUUAAGGCAGCUCCAGCAGGGUCUGGCCAAGUGCUACUCAGUUGCGUUUGAGAAGAGCGGUGCUGUAUCCGACGCCAAGAUCACGCCACACACACUCAACUUCGUCAAGAAGCUGGUCAGCACGUUUGGCGUUGGUCUGGAGAACGUCUCCAACGUCUCCACUAUGUUCUUUAGCGCCGCCUCUGAGUCGCUGGCCCGCCGGGCACAGGCCACGGCCCAGGACCCCGUCUUCCACAAGAUGAAGGGACAGUUCACAACAGACUUUGACUUCAGUGUGCCGGGGUCCAUGAAGCUGCAUAACCUGAUCUCAAAGUUGAAGAAGUGGAUCAAGAUUCUUGAGGCCAAGACCAAACAGCUCCCCAAGUUCUUCCUCAUCGAGGAAAAAUGCCGCUUCCUCAGCAACUUCUCAGCACAGACAGCUGAGGUGGAGAUCCCCGGCGAGUUCCUCAUGCCCAAGCCCACACACUACUACAUCAAGAUCGCCAGGUUCAUGCCCCGGGUGGAGAUCGUGCAGAAACACAACACAGCUGCCCGACGUCUCUACAUCCGCGGUCACAAUGGGAAGAUCUACCCAUACCUGGUGAUGAAUGAUGCCUGUCUGACCGAGUCCCGGCGAGAGGAGCGUGUUCUCCAGCUCCUGCGCCUCCUCAACCCCUGCCUGGAGAAGAGGAAGGAGACCACCAAGAGACACCUCUUCUUCACUGUUCCGCGGGUUGUGGCGGUGUCUCCUCAGAUGAGGCUGGUGGAGGACAACCCGUCCUCUCUGUCCCUAGUGGAGAUCUACAAGCAACGCUGCGCCAAGAAGGGUAUCGAACACGACAACCCCAUCUCCCGUUAUUAUGACCGCCUGGCCACCGUGCAGGCCCGGGGCACGCAAGCCAGCCACCAGGUGUUGCGAGAUAUUCUGAAGGAGGUGCAGGGCAACAUGGUCCCCCGCAGCAUGCUGAAGGAGUGGGCCCUCCACACCUUCCCCAACGCAACCGACUACUGGACCUUCCGCAAGAUGUUCACCAUCCAGCUGGCCCUCAUCGGCCUGGCUGAGUUCAUGCUCCACCUCAACCGCCUCAACCCCGAGAUGCUGCAGAUCGCACAGGACACUGGGAAGCUCAACGUCUCCUACUUCCGCUUCGAUAUUAACGAUGCAACAGGUGACCUGGACGCCAACCGCCCCGUCCCGUUCCGCCUGACGCCCAACAUCUCUGAGUUCCUCACAACCAUCGGUGUAUCCGGUCCGCUCACUGCCUCCAUGAUCGCCGUUGCCCGCUGCUUCGCACAGCCCAACUUCAAGGUGGACGGCAUCCUGAAGGCGGUCCUCCGCGAUGAGAUCAUUGCCUGGCACAAGAAAACCCAGGAGGACACAUCCAUGCCACUGUCCCCUGCUGGACAACCAGAGAACAUGGACUCCCAGCAGCUGGUCUCAUUGGUCCAGAAGGCUGUCACGGCCAUCAUGACCCGUCUACACAACCUGGCCCAGUUCGAGGGCGGUGAGAGUAAAGUCAACACGCUGGUGGCUGCAGCCAACAGCCUGGACAACCUGUGUCGCAUGGACCCCGCCUGGCACCCCUGGCUCUGAGGAAGGAGGGAUGAGACAGAGGACGGAGACAAGAUGAAGCUGUAGUUCAGCAGUGGCAGAGAUAAGGCAUGAAGGAUGAAAAUGGUUCAUUUGCUUAUUCACCUGACCGACUGCAGACGGGCGUAAAUUCUCUGUGUGGUGUCUCGUAUUAUAGUUCCACUGAUGAAGGGACGCUGGAAUGGUUUUCAAACUGGGACUGAGUUGAACCGAGCGCUGCGACUAAUUUUUUUGAUUUGGGGCGCUCCGAUCUCAGUAGUCAAAUCUGGACUGAUGUGACUUUUUUAUGAAAUGUUAGUUUUCUCCUCCAACACAGUAAUUUAUUUUUAUAGAGACGACAGGAACGCCAGCCUCUUUUUGAUCUUUAAGCCUCUUUCUACGUAGUCACCAUGUGGUGAACAUCAGCAGACUGACAGCAGGGACGAUAUUUGGCAGGAAGCAGGACAUGAUUGUUUUACGGGAUGGGAAAGGCCCUCGGUGCCUGGUGUCAUAUUUCCAUCUGUACAGAACAGGGCAGCUCAGUGCCUGUUAGUAACCUUCAGUUCAGUCAGAGGUGCUGGACAGUUGACACGUUUUUACAUGUUUUUCUACCUAGUGACGUCUAGUUCCCCUCCUUGUCCCGACAGAAUGUAAAAUCAUGUGUUCCUGUGAAUAUCAGAAUGUUUUCCCUCCCAUAUGUGUUGUUAAGAUGUCUGAACUACUUCUAAAGCCAUUUUACCAGAACGUUUACCACCUGGUGUCCAAAACAAGAAGCUCACAGCAGCAAACGGCGCCUGUGACUCCCAGAGUCAAACUGACCACCUCUUCUGUUCAGUCACCUGUCAGAGCCGCUAAACCAACUAACUCCAGCCUCAAAAUGCCCAAAGCCCAGACGACCAGGUAGCUUAGUGGUCUAUUCCGUUGCCUACCAACAUAGGGAUCUCCGGUUCGAAUCCCCGUGUUAACUCCGGCUUGGUCGGGCGUCCCUACAGACACAAUUUGCCAUGUCUGUGGGUGGGAAGCCGGAUGUAGGUAUGUGUCCUGGUUGCUGCACUAGCGCCUCCUCUGGUCAGUCAGGGAGGGGGAACAGCAUGAUCCUCUCACGUGCUACGUCCCCCUGCUGAAACUCCUCACUGUCAGGUGAAAAGAAGCGGCUGGUGACUCCACAUGUAUCGGAGGAGACACGGUAGUCUGCAGCCCUCCCCUUAGCAGAGACCGGGAUGGCUCGGAAGAGUGGGGUAAUUGGCCAAGUACAGUUUUGGGGGGGGAAAA